This is a messenger RNA of Peromyscus eremicus (cactus mouse), 2815 nucleotides long. RefSeq names its product zinc finger protein 770 (gene Znf770). Bases 167 to 2287 code for a protein of 706 amino acids. The record is from RefSeq and is a predicted model, not a curated record. The transcript is spliced from 2 exons. NCBI's taxonomy places the organism in Eukaryota, Metazoa, Chordata, Mammalia, Rodentia, Cricetidae.
CCGGAGCGCCGCGCCUGCGCACUCUGCCAGUCGCCGCGCCGACCCCGCGGACGUGGGCGCUCGGCUUCGUCUUCGCGAACCCCUGGCUUAGAGAUGCGCCGCUGCCGGGCCCUUACCUGCUCCAGAUGUCUGUGGAGCUUAAGAACACCAUGGAGCUCAUCAAAGUAUGACACUGAAGAAUAUGAUGGCUGAAAACAACUUAAAAAUGCUGAAGAUUCAGCAACGUGUAGCCAACAAACUACCUAGGAACAGACCAUACAUUUGUAACAUUUGCUUCAAGCACUUUGAAACACCAUCAAAAUUAGCUAGGCAUUAUCUCAUUCAUACCGGUCAAAAGCCAUUUGAAUGUGAUGUAUGUCAUAAAAACUUUAGACAACUAGUUCAUCUGGAGAGGCACCAGUUAACUCACAGUUUGCCUUUUAGUUGUAACAUUUGCCAACGCCACUUUAAAAAUCUGAAGACACUGGUGAAGCACCAGCAGCUUCACAAUGAAUCCUAUCACAAUGAUGUUAAAGUCAGAAGAUUGCUUGAGACCAAGCCAGAGAAGCCUGUGUAUGGAGUAUAUAAUACUUUCACUGCAGAGGAAAGACGGGCACUACACCCAUGCUCUAAGUCUGAUCCCACGUACAGCACUACAAAGAGAAGAAAGCAUAUUCAUGCAUGUACAAUCUGUGGCAAAAUGUUUCCAUCACAAUCAAAACUUGAUAGGCAUGCACUUAUUCAUACUGGGCAGAGGCCUUUUAAAUGUGUCCUGUGCAGUAAAUCUUUCCGACAGUCAACUCACUUAAAAAUCCACCAACUCACACAUUCAGAAGAAAGACCUUUUCAAUGUUGUUUUUGUCAAAAAGGAUUUAAGAUUCAAAGCAAACUUCUGAAGCAUAAACAAAUCCACACUAGGAAUAAGACUUUUCAGAAUCUUUCUUUAAAAGUAAAGAGUCCUGAAUCAUGUCCCCUACCUAAUAAAUUAAAUGCAAAGCAGGAUGCUUUUGAAAAUGGUGAUAUGGGUGAAUCUGAGGAGAAUAAUCCUCUUGAUGUCCACUCUAUUUAUAUCGUCCCUUUUCAGUGUUCAGAGUGUGAAGAAUGCUUUGAGUCAGAGCAGAUUCUCAAAGGACACAAGUGUCUUCCUGCCAGAGGUGGCAGAAUUCCAAGCAGGCUCAAAAGAAGCUGUAACUAUAAGACCGUUGUUAAAAAGCUCUUGGCCAAACUUAAACGUGCUGGGGGUAAAAAAUCAGAUAACCUUCAAUCAGAGAAAAGAACAUUUAAAAGCAACUGCUUGAAAAAUUGCGAACGUACCCCUGCUGAGCAGAACAUGGAACAAACUCAGAGAACUUUUGUGGGUUCCCUUGGCAGACAUGGAUCAUGUAAGGCAGUUAGCAAAAAGAAGAAGAAAACUCUAACUUUGCCAUUUUCUUGGCAAAAGCAAUUCCAGAGCCAAAAUAUGGGUAAAAGUUUGCAAGGUAUCUUUACAACAGGAAGCCUAUUAACUAUGGAUAGUUCUGUGAAUAAUAAAGACUUGUCAAUCUAUGGUUCGUCAGGUGAGGAAUACUUUAAUAACUGUGACAUGCUUCAGUGUGGGUUUUCAGAUUCAAGUGAAAAUAUACAUACUGGACAUAAAAUGUGCCCCUGUGAUAAAUGUGAGAAAGUGUUUCCUUCUAUCUCUAAACUACAAAGACACUAUUUAAUUCAUACUGGACAGAGGCCUUUUGGCUGUAAUGUUUGUGGGAAAUCUUUCAGACAGUCGGCUCACUUAAAAAGACAUAAACUAACUCAUAUUGAAAAGAUUCCCUAUAGUUCCUUUUGGCAAGUGGACUUCGGAAAUGUGAACAAACUUUUUGUUCAUCCAAGUGAUGAUGUUAGCUAUAAUGCUUCCCAACAGUGUGAGGGGCUUAGUUUUCAAAAGUUAGAGGGUUCAGAGUCCAAUCAGGUAUCGGGGACUGAAGUCAAGGCAGAAUCAGAGGAUUUCGUUCUCGGUCCCCACUGUAGGAACAGGCAGUCUUACCUCACUAACACACUUUUGGAGUCAGAGCAGAGCCGUCACUGUUACAGUUAUUUAGACCGUCCUGAAAGAAGUGAUGGGCUCCUUUACCAGUGCAGUGUGUGCUGUAAAAAUUUCCGGUCUCCGUCCAAACUAGAAAGACACUAUUUAAUCCAUGCAGGGCAGAAACCAUUUGAGUGCUCAGUCUGUGGCAAAACAUUCAGACAAGCACCUCACUGGAAGAGACAUCAGCUUACUCACUUUAAAGAACGGCCACAGGAGAAAGUGGUUGUUCUAGAUUCAGUUAUGUAACACAAAACCACUAAUGCAUUUGUGGUCUCUGGUGAUAUAAUACCCUCUGAGACAUUUUGCUGAAGGCCUACAUUAGAGAAUGGCUUCAUAGGCAAUUGCUUGUCUUGCAUAAUAAGGAGUAAGUUAAAUAAAAUCAGUGUUUUAGAAACAGCCGAAUGACUUGAGAAGGAAUAGAAUGGUUUGAUGCCAUAACUAGGUAUCUAAGGUUGUCAGUGUAUAACUUUGGUUGUAUUAAAAGGUAUGAGUCCAUCAUCAAUUUGGCCUGAUUUGUUGAAUUACUCCUUAAGACAUUGUGUCAAUAUAUAUAUAUACAUAUAUAUGUAUGUAUAUAUACAUAUAUAUGUAUAUGUAUACCUCCCAAAAUGAGGCCAGAAUUGCCAUUCGGCUAUAGUAAAUCACCCUGCCAUAAUUUAUUUUACAUGGACACUUACUUAAGUUCUAUUGCAAAACAUUUUUCUUACAAGUUAAAAGAUAAGAGGACAACAGAUAUGGAAACAGGUGGGGGAAAUUACAACUUUUUCACAGUGA